Messenger RNA from Mesocricetus auratus (golden hamster), 7732 nucleotides. It is a transcript of the gene Pdpk1, whose product is annotated as 3-phosphoinositide dependent protein kinase 1. Lineage: Eukaryota; Metazoa; Chordata; Mammalia; Rodentia; Cricetidae. Gene Ontology annotation, biological process: peptidyl-serine phosphorylation; intracellular signal transduction. The record is from RefSeq and is a predicted model, not a curated record. The transcript has 14 exons. Gene Ontology annotation, molecular function: protein serine/threonine kinase activity; ATP binding. The coding region runs from base 352 to 2157 and encodes 601 amino acids.
CUAUGUAUUGGAGGCUGACCUUGAACUCUGCCUCUGCCUCAUGAGUGUUAGGAUUAAAGGCACAGACUAUCAUGCCCAGUUCCAGCAGCAUCUUUUUGCAGGCUGGAGAAAGCAGAGCUUAACCACGUAUCCAGGAUACUUCUGGACUUCUAACUCCACAACAUCACGAGGUCAUGUUUGGGGGGCACAGUAGAAAUUAUUUAACCAUCCAGAUGGGGCACGUUGAUCAGUUUCUAGCCUCUUAACCUGUUUUCUCACGCCAUGAGGGCUGGUUGAAGAGAGUAAAACAGUGUUAACCAUGUGCACAGCAGACACCUACCAGUCACUUCAAAGGUGAUUCCCAUCAUCCUCAUGCCCUUCCAUGACCUCACAAUGUCACCCCAAGCCACAACAUGCUUGGCUCAGGGAGACAUUGCUUACACAAGAGAGUCUGGGCACAGAAGGGACAGACAGUCCCUCUCCUUUAUCUCAGGUACCAAUGAACUAACUGUACGGGAGCAGUAUGAUGCUGUUCCCAUUCAGUCCAGUGUGGUGCUAUGUUCCUGCCCGUCUCCAUCAAUGGUGAGGUCCCAGACUGAGUCCAGCUCGGCCCCUGGCAUUCCUAGUUGUGUUAGCAGGCAGGGACCCACCAUGGAUGGCACCACAGCUGAAGCCCGACCAAGUACCAACCCCUUGCAGCAGCAUCCUGCCCAGCUGCCACCACAACCUCGAAAGAAACGGCCUGAAGACUUCAAGUUUGGGAAAAUUCUUGGAGAGGGCUCUUUUUCGACAGUUGUUCUGGCCCGAGAACUGGCUACUUCCAGAGAAUAUGCUAUUAAAAUUCUGGAGAAACGUCAUAUUAUAAAAGAGAACAAAGUCCCAUAUGUAACUAGAGAGAGAGAUGUGAUGUCACGCCUGGAUCACCCAUUCUUUGUGAAACUUUACUUUACAUUUCAAGACGACGAAAAGUUGUAUUUUGGGCUUAGUUAUGCCAAAAAUGGAGAGUUACUCAAAUACAUCCGCAAAAUUGGUUCAUUUGAUGAGACCUGUACCCGGUUUUACACAGCUGAGAUUGUGUCUGCUUUAGAGUACUUGCACGGCAAGGGCAUCAUUCACAGAGACCUUAAACCAGAAAACAUUUUGUUAAAUGAAGACAUGCACAUCCAGAUCACAGAUUUUGGAACAGCAAAAGUGCUAUCCCCAGAGAGCAAACAAGCCAGGGCCAACUCAUUUGUAGGAACAGCACAGUAUGUUUCUCCAGAGCUGCUCACAGAGAAGUCGGCGUGUAAGAGUUCAGACCUUUGGGCUCUUGGAUGUAUAAUCUAUCAGCUUGUGGCAGGACUCCCACCGUUCAGAGCCGGAAAUGAAUAUCUUAUAUUUCAGAAGAUCAUUAAGCUGGAAUAUGAUUUUCCAGAGAAAUUCUUUCCCAAGGCAAGAGAUCUUGUGGAAAAACUCUUGGUUUUAGAUGCCACAAAGCGUUUAGGCUGUGAAGAGAUGGAAGGGUACGAGCCUCUCAAAGCUCAUCCAUUCUUUGAGUCCAUCACAUGGGAGAAUCUGCACCAGCAGACACCUCCGAAGCUCACAGCUUACUUGCCAGCCAUGUCAGAGGAUGAUGAAGACUGCUAUGGCAACUAUGACAACCUCCUGAGUCAGUUUGGCUGCAUGCAGGUGUCAUCCUCCUCCUCUUCCCACUCACUGUCUGCGGUGGAUACCAGCCUACCCCAGAGGUCGGGCAGCAACAUAGAGCAGUACAUCCAUGAUUUGGACACUAAUUCAUUUGAACUAGACUUACAGUUUUCAGAAGAUGAGAAAAGAUUGUUAUUGGAAAAACAAGCCAGUGGAAACCCUUGGCACCAAUUUGUAGAAAAUAACCUAAUACUAAAAAUGGGCCCAGUGGAUAAGCGAAAGGGUUUAUUUGCAAGACGACGGCAGUUAUUACUCACAGAAGGGCCACAUUUAUAUUAUGUUGAUCCUGUCAACAAAGUCUUGAAAGGUGAAAUUCCAUGGUCACAAGAACUCCGACCAGAAGCCAAGAAUUUUAAAACUUUCUUUGUCCACACGCCUAACAGGACGUAUUACCUGAUGGAUCCAAGCGGGAAUGCUCACAAAUGGUGCAGAAAGAUCCAGGAGGUUUGGAGGCAGCGGUACCAGAGCCAUCCAGAUGCUGCUGUGCAGUGACGCUGCCUGCGGCCGGGCUGCCUAUCGCUGCCAGGAUACCUGCCCCAGCGCGGCUCGGCCGCCAUCCAGGACGCUUCCAGACCACCUGCCAGCCUUCUCAAGGAGAACAUGGAUGGUGGAAACCUUGCAGCUUUUUUAUUUAAAAGAAAAGAAAAAAAAGAACCCAGCCACACAAAGAACAAAAUAACCAACAAACAGGAAUUCAGGGUCGCUUUGCUUGCUCUCUGUGCUUUGUGGUGGCUUCCAUGCACUGCUGUGGCCAUGGAGACCCAGCUUCUUGCACGGUAGCCCAGCUUCUGCCCAGACCAGUGGCCAUGUUUGGCAUCACCAGCCCCUCCUUAGCAUCCACAGGAACUGCAUGCCUGCUUCUACCCUUCCCCGCCAAUAAACACAGCUCCUGCUGUGACUGAGGGACCGGGUGUAUCUGGCUCUCCUUCACCAGGAAGCCUCUUCACUCCUCUGCUGGGGUGGUCACCAGCUCACUGUGGGUACAGGGCUCUUAGCUUGUGUGUGUACUCCCUUCCUUGAGUCCUUAUAUGGCCCUAGAGAUGUGGUCAGGUGUGCUUCCAGUGGCAGUAUUUCUGUGGUUCCUGCCUUACAGUAGGCAGGUUGUAUGGUGAGAAGUAUGCAGCUGCUAUAGUUACAGGCUGCCCUCAUUGAACUCUGCUCCAUCAUUCCACUUCCUAGAAGUUCAUCCAGGGAAUUAGACACCAAGCCAAACGUGUGUCCAGGAGGGUUGCUGUCAUACCAGCACCUAGACAACACCAACUAGAUCAUUUAUCCGAUACAGAAUCCUGUCUUGAACCAGGACAAGGCUAGAAGUACCAUGGAGAAUCUAGCCUGGGCCACAGCUCCCAUCUGGAGGAGUGGGGCAGCAGGCCUUCCUGGGAAUUUCUGCAAAGGUUUAAAUGUGUAGGCCACUGCCCAUGAGGCAGGGACUGAGAAAAUCCCAGGGUAUAUGCCAAUUUCCUGUGCAGCCUCAAUGUACCUAUUAGUGCUGUGGGUAAAUACUUCUCAGCUAGCUCAGUUUUUACAUCUCUGUUGAAAAUCUGAAAGCCUUCUCAUGUUGCCUGGUCACCUGGUAUCAUAAAGCAUGAACUUUGCCUGGAAAGAAUGUUACCACUGUCUGGCUCAUAGGAACAGCCCACUUAAAUCUGAGCCUGCCUGUGCUGGAAUUCUUUGCCAGUAUUGGGACAUUUCUCUUAUGCUAAGCUGACAGUGCUUUGUUCUGUAACACAGAUGGCCUGGGAUAUUUUGGCACUCUUGCAGAAUGCUUCUGAGGGACUUAGUUGUACCUUUCUUUCUGACUAGGAUGUCCCUAAAGGGUGGCCCUUGGGUCCCUAGUGGGGAAAAGUAGGCACCUGCCUUCAUAGACUGCUCACAGCAACAUCUCUGACUCCCAUGUCCUGAAGGCAGCAACAAUUUUGCCUUUUUUUUUUUUUUUUUUGGUGACUUUCACAAAGGCACUCCAAAAAAUGCCCACACAACAAUUACCCCAGUUCUGUCCACAGUGAGCACCUGUGGGCCAGGCCACCCAAACCGAGAGGGGAAAGAUUCUGUUCUUAAAUUUUAAUAAGAGUGCUUCUUUCUAACUGGGGUGGAGUGUAGAUGAAAAGCUCGCCAUCAUGCCUUGGCAGGGAUGCUGGAUGGGAGCAGGGGUUUUCUUCAGACUUUGCUAGAUUGUGUGAUAAGAGGUUCAGGUGACCAAGGAGCAGGUGUCAGGACCUCACCUGCCCCCAGGACCUAGGGAACAGAUAGCCCAGCACACUGUCAGCCUGUGAGUGAAAACGGGCACUCUCUCUCCUGGUUUUUUGAAGAAUCUGUGUUAGCUACACUUGGCUGUCUCCUCCUUAGAGUCCUGUUCUUGCUCAUGCCUUGUGGCUAUUUAGCUCUCAAAACUAUCCUAUAACCUGCCUUUGCAUGUGUAAGAGUGGCUUCCUGGCUGUCCCAUGAAUGCAGACACAGGGAAGGUAUCUCUGAGGACACUUAACUACAGGGUACCACGUGGGGCUGAGGCGUUGCUUGAAUUAGAACACCUGGCUGGCUUAUGGGAGAGUCCUCUGUUGUUUUCUCUCUGGGGAGCAACACUACCUCCUGGGCUUUACCAAGCACCAUCCUAACCUCCAAAAUCAGGGUUUAGCUGAACUGGUAGUGGGUGGCCAUGAUGACUGCCCUAUGCUACAAUAGCUGAGCUCUUCCCAGCUCACCUUUAUCCUUACUGCCUCCUUUUCCUUGUUUGUUUGUUUGUUUGUUUGUUUGUUUGUUUUUCUUAAAGAACCAUAUACAUUCUUUUCUUACCCGGACUUAGAUCAUUUUCAGUUUUUUCCAGUCAUCCCUAGAGUCAGCACCUAGUGUGCAGGUGCCUUACACUGUAGGACAGGACAGGAUGGGGGUGUUAGUUUGUACAAGUGUGUGUGUGUGUGUGUGUGUGUGUGUGUGUGUGUGAGAGAGAGAGAGAGAGAGAGAGAGAGAGAGAGAGAGAGAGAGAGAGAGAGAGAGAGAGAGAGGAGAGAGAGGGAGAGAGAGAGAGAGAAGGAGAGAGAGGGAGAGAGAGAGACAGACAGACAGAGACAGAGACAAAAAGAGAGAGUAAAUGGGGGAUCUAGCUAAGGAGAGAAGGAAAUGCCCCCAUUAGUAGCUCUAGAUGUUGUGUGUUCUAAGAACAGCAAGAUGUCCUCUGGCUUCUCUUACCUAGGACUGUACCUCACAGCCCACUGGCCCUGCCUUUUCUUGGCAUCACAUGAAGCUGAGCUUGAAUGGGUCAUUUCCACCUGUUUUUCUGUACUCUGGUUGGGCAGUGAACAUCCCCAUGUAGUUGAGUCUAGGUACUCUAGAGUUGCACCAUGGCUCAGCUAUCAUUCUAAGCUCUAUCCUGGUAGAUGCAGUAAAAAAGCCCUUUGAGAAAGAUGGCUUGUAUUAGGCUGGUAGAAACUUCACCUGCUGCAGCCCUUUUUGGGCCACCCUAGUGUUUAUGGUCUAUGCUUGAAGUAACCUUGCAGAUAUUCAUGUGUGGCACAGAUUCCCAGUGCCAGCAAGGAGGCAGGCAAUUGUGUGCUUUCUUAAAAGUAGUAUCUGUUUUCUGAAAGUAAAAGAAAGAAAAGAAAGAAAGGCCCAUCAUUCAGAGACCACUGUGUGCAUUUUAAUGUAGAUCCUGCUCUUCCCUCCCCAGCUUUUCCUUGUUAUUGUCGUCGUCGUCCCAGUGCUGGGAAUUGAAUCAGGGCACUCAGGAGGGCAAAGCAAGUGCUCUACCACUGAGCUACAUCCUCAGCCCUUGUUUGCUUUUUAAAUCAAACUUGGGGCGUACAGCAUACAUCAUUUUGUAUCCAGCCUUUUCACUUGACAUUUUUUCCCUUAGCAUUUCUCCAUACCAUGAGCAGUUCUUCAAAAGCGUGUUUUUAAUAAUUGUGGACCCAAAUGGUUGUAAAUUUGUAAGUUAUCCAACUGUUUCUCUGUUGUAAAACAUUGAGAUGGUUUUGGAGUUUUCUGUUUGUUUGUUUUUUUUUUUUUUUUUUUUUUGCUAUUUAAAUAAUGCUGUAGUGAAUAUACCUAUCCGUCUUUGAUUUUUACCAUGAUUUUUUUUUCUCUCCCUUACAUGCCUGCAAGUGGUAUUUUUUGGGUCAAAGAAUUUGUGCAUUUCACAGCUAUUCCUCCUCCUUGGUCCAAUGUUUAGAUGCUCUGAGUUCUAGUUACACCUCCUUUCUCAUGUCCUACAGAUUUUGAACACAUCAGUUCCUGCUUAGCUGUGUAUUCCCCACAAAGUUUGACUAGGACCGCUCUUUUUUUUAUGCUGAAAUUUUAUUACUGCAUAUCCAUUUGUGACAGAUUUUUCCAUAAGCCAGUUUCUUCAUUUUCAUUGCAAGAGUCUGAUCGUGCAUGUUACUUCUCUUCCAUCUUUGCUGCUAUAGCUUCCAAGUGCUUGGUGAUGUUUUCAGAAACUUGUACUUUGUGUCCACAAUGGUACUGAAUCUGCUUCUGCAAAGUCAGCAGAGAUAAAGUGUUAAACUGACCAUGCCACAUGCUUAAUGGGUAAUCAUAAUUAAGUUUAUAGACUCAGAAAGUGCAUUUGGGCCAUUUGGGGAUCAGUAGCAAAGCUCUAAUUGAAAAAGAAACCAUGUAGAUGAUUGGGUUUUAUGAAAGUAUAGUUGUGUCCUUGUUCCACUCCUCCUCAGGUUAGCAGUUGAGGACAGCACAGUGGCCAAGCCUUUUCAUUGCAGAGGAGGGUAUCCCAGCUGAUGUUUAUGUAAACCUUGCUGUGUGCUGCAGGUAAUUAUGGUCUUCUAAUACAGCCCAUCUAACCAAAUUGGGUUGUGUCUUUAUUUGUGUUGGGUGGGGCCUGUUGAUUCUAUUUGAAAACAUGCAGUGGAGUAUUUCUGGGCACCAGUGUUAUUCAACUCUACCAGAGCCUAGGGCUUAAGAAAUUAGCUACCUGCUUUCUGAGGCCUCAAGGCUUCUCCCUACUGCUCCAUAGACCCAAGGUGCUCAUAUCUGAGACUUGGAAGGCUGUGGCAGCUCUGAGUGAGGAUACCAUGUUCCAAGAAAUGCUACUGUACACCUUUUCCAUUUUGUUGUUGUUUAGCAAAACCCAACAUAAAUUGACUCCAGUGGGUGUAGCAUCUCUUAUGUAGAAUGUAUGACAAGGACCCUGGCAGAUUAGACAGGGCUGGGACCACUCAGAGCCUCUGAAGAUAACUGGCUUCUGGCCUAAUACCUAAGGGUUAUAAAUCAGAAUGCUUGUGGAAAAGUGGCCUAGGAAGAAAGCUGUUUCUGUCAAAGCACCUUUGCAGUGAUGAGCAAAUGAAUUAACCGAUAUGAAUACCUGAAAAUCCCCUGUAAUUCUUUACUUCCAUAUGAAGAAUUCAAGCUGUACAGAAGGUUUUACAAAAGGCAAAUUUUCCUUUCCUUAUGUAGUCCACCCUAGUUUAAUCAUCUGGGUUAAUGACUACAAGUGAGUCAUUGUGCAGGUGAAAGCCUCCAUUAUGACCACAGUUUCAUUGGACAUUGUCAAAUUAAACUGUUACAGUAUUUAGAGCUGCUGCGGCUGUUCCUUAGCCACGUACAGUAGGAUGAAUCAAUAGUCUAUUGCUGUCAUUCAGGUUGGUAGCAGUCAGUUAGAACAUGUAUAAUAUUCUCUACCUGGUCUGUAGCUGUAACUGUGAUGUACAGGCAAAGCAAAAAUUAAAAAUACUUAUGAAAACAGAUAAUGCAAUGAUACUAGGAUAUACACUUUUGUAUUUUUAUUCUUAUAUAAGGUUAUUUGCUGGCUAUUGUCGGCCUCUAGUUCAGUCUGUUAUUUAAAUUCUAAUAUAUGAAUUAUUUGGAUUGAAUUCAUGUUUGGGGCCACGUUGUUGUAUGUAUUGAUGUACAGCCUUGAAUGUGAAUAAUUAUUGUAAACUAUAUUUUACAACUUUUUUCCUGGCUUUAUUAUAUAAAUUUUCUAUUUGGUCAUGGUUUAAUCAUAUAAUUUAAUGAAAAAAUCUUUCUCUUUUUUUCAAAUAUCUGUGCUUUAGAUGUAUUACCGGAUGAUGGAUUUCCCUCGUAUGCUCGGUAGUCUUGUAAUAAAAGCAUGUAGAGUGUA